This is a messenger RNA of Mytilinidion resinicola, 1499 nucleotides long. RefSeq names its product short-chain dehydrogenase/reductase. The transcript has a single exon. The record is from RefSeq and is a predicted model, not a curated record. NCBI's taxonomy places the organism in Eukaryota, Fungi, Ascomycota, Dothideomycetes, Mytilinidiales, Mytilinidiaceae. Gene Ontology annotation, biological process: secondary metabolic process. The coding region runs from base 238 to 1236 and encodes 332 amino acids.
CUUCUUCAUAGGGUUUCGCCGACCAUAACUUGCGGCGAUAUGAUUUACGGCGCAUAAGCUUGGCUUCAACGCAGGCAUCAAGAAAUUACGCGUCGUGCCGCGGACGAAACCCGCACGAGCCGUUACCUAUACAUAGCUUGCUCCAGCCCGUUCUUCACCGUUAUCAAAUUGCUGUUACCAUUCUAAUAUUUUUUUCAAACAUCUAGUUCAAAACAAGAAAAUCGAAGCGCUCCGAACAUGGUCACUAUUCAAACGGUUCGGUCGAACAACGCCGCUCUUAAAGAUCUAGGACCCGGCCUCGUCGCCGUCUUUGUAGGCGGCACCAGCGGGAUUGGUCUCUCCACAGCAAGAGCAUUCGUCAAAAACACGACCGCCCCGCGGGUCUAUCUCGUCGGCCGCAAUCAGGAAGAAGCAACCAAAAUAACGCAGGAGUUCGAUAAAAUCAAUCCCGAGAGCAAAACCACCUUCGUCAAAGCAGACCUCUCCCUCCUCCGUAAUGUCGACAAAGCGUGCAGCGAGAUCCAAGCCAGGGAGCCCAAGGUCAACCUCCUUUUCAUGACCGCGGGCUACUUCACUACGAAAGGACGCGAAGAAACCGCUGAAGGCCUUGAUCGGAAAUUCAGCUUGCAUUACUACGCACGCUGGCGGUUCGCACAAAAUCUCCUACCUCAACUUACUGCUGCGGGGACCUCUACCCCUCUUUCCCGAGUCGUCUCUGUUCUCGAUCCCAAUAUCCGAACUGGCUUGGUCCUCGACGAUCUGAGUUUGAAGACGCAUUUCACUCUUGGCAACUGCGCAGCACAUGCUUGUGCCUUCAACGACUUUGCAGUGGAGACGAUGGCUGCUGCAAACCCGAACACAGCGUUUGUGCAUGCGUUCCCAGGACUCGUUAAUACUGGACUUGCGAGAACAUUUGGACCUGUACUGAGAGUAGGCGUUGGCAUUUUGAUGACUGUCCUGAAGCCGUUCAUGGUGCCGCUUCCAGAAAGCGGAGAGCGGCAUUUGUACGCCGCUACAAGCCAGACAUAUCCACCGAAGGCGAAGGCUGGUGAGGGCGCAGCGCUUGGGAGUGAUGGGGUCAAGGGCAGCGGUGCGUAUUGGUUAAGCUGGAAUGGAGAGAGGAUGGAAAAUGAGCGCUUGAAGGGGUAUCGGGCGCAAGCAUUGGGAAAGACUGUUUGGGCGCAUACUCAGGAGGUUUUUGACAAGAUCCGUGGAACUGAAGGGGGGAAGUACUGAGAAUCAAUGAAUGUUAAUGGGAGGAUGAGAAUGAUGCAAGAUUAACGAGUCAAAUAUGGCAAUUGUAUGGAUGGAGGGAUUCCUUUGGAGGGCGAGGUUAUGUUUCGAAGUCCUGUUGUCAAGCGUUAUAUUAGCUGAACGAUAUCCAAUACGUCUCCUCUCACGUUUCAAGGCGCCGUCUAAUCACACGCAAAGCCCUGAGACGCACGGACGACACGAGAUAUCCCUGAGCGACGACCUUGCUUCAUUCGCCUUCGUCCAUC